AUGGCUGAUGUCUAUACCGGUGCUCGCGAAAUAAAUCCUGGCACUGAGAUGAAUGGAAACGGUGAAAGCCGCCCUCAGGUCCCCACGUGGUCGGUCGCCAAUGCGAAGGAAGCGAAACCUCAAAUCAUUGAACGUUCGGACGAACCUGAAGUUUCGAAGCCCGAAGCGAAAGUCGAUGCGGAUCUCUCUAAUGGAAGCCAUACCGCCUCAGCAGACGCAGAUGCCCAGUCCGACAUCGACGAGCUGCUCACAGGCGGCGACGCUGAACCGGAGCCUCCCCGCUAUGACGGCGAUUUUGACAUUGAGAGACACGAUUACUGGUGGAACCUGCUUGACAUGGAAAACCCACGACAUGCCAGGGCUUCCAAGGGUAUGCGCUAUGGCACGGAACGUAAUCCUAGAUGUGAUACGUGCGAGCGACAGAACAGAGCGUGCAUGACGCGGCCGAAUAGCCACGACAAAACUGGAUGUGUUCGGUGCUCGUACACGCAGAGUGGCUGCUCGCAUGCUAGAGAAGCCAGAGAAUCACAUCAACAACGAACCGGCUUUCCGCUUCUCAAGGUUGGCAGUGCCCGCAAGCGCGAUGAUAUGGAUGAUGAAGAUUCCCGCAGUCCCCCAGCUGAGCUUGCCGCCAAGCGUCCACGCCUUUCCAGCUACAGCGGUGGUUUCUCAGGAGACGGCAGACUCUCGAACGCCACUCCGUCGCGCCCUACUUUCGACGCUCCUCCUUCAGUCAACGGACGCCAUUAUUCUCCGGUCAAUGUGCCAGGCUCUAUUCCAGAGAGGGAACGAAACGGCGCGAAUGGCGACAGCGCACGCUCUGCUCGGCACGAAAUGGACGCUCGCCAGUAUUACGAUUCCCACGAUUCAAGAAACGACGACAGAUAUCAGAAUCACGACCGCUAUGAGGUGUCUGCUCGCGACAUGAACAAUCUGUUCAAUCUGGUCGACAAACUCCAGCGUGAAGUUAGGACACUUCGUAGCAGACUUGACGGCAUGGAGACCCGCGUCGACAACAUUAGUGGAGCAGUCGACAUCUACAGGCCGUAG
Molecule: messenger RNA, 1050 nt
Organism: Aureobasidium pullulans EXF-150
Lineage: Eukaryota; Fungi; Ascomycota; Dothideomycetes; Dothideales; Saccotheciaceae
Exons: 2
Coding region: 1-1050 (349 amino acids)
Source: RefSeq, a predicted model, not a curated record